Messenger RNA from Ascochyta rabiei, 9567 nucleotides. RefSeq lists its product as uncharacterized. Lineage: Eukaryota; Fungi; Ascomycota; Dothideomycetes; Pleosporales; Didymellaceae. Gene Ontology annotation, molecular function: protein binding. The transcript has 4 exons. The record is from RefSeq and is a predicted model, not a curated record. The coding region runs from base 1 to 9567 and encodes 3188 amino acids.
AUGGCUCCAGGUCAGUUGUCGUUUAACGAGCAGCUCUACAACCAUAUUGCGCUACCACGCAACGUGCCGGGCCACGAAGACAAGAACCUACGCCAACUCGAAUCGGCGCUGCUUACGCGCCUGAUUGACGCAACUCGUUUUCUGAGCACUCAUGUUGUACCUGAACAUCAGCAUCACGUCCGCGCUCUGGGCGAUUCGCUCACCGCCUGUCAGUCACUGAACAUUGACGGAACCACCACGAAGCCGGCUCUGCUUAGAGAGCUUCGGAAUUUGCAUCCUGAGCGAAUGCUCAUCUUGCAUGUCUCUGCUCAGAACAGCGGCCUUCUUAUCUACAAUCACUACACUGAAACCAACGAGCGCCAAGUUGUAUUUGAAGCUUUCGAAGCCACUCCAACGUCCGAGCAAGUCCUCGCAACGAAGAACGCUUUGCUGCGAGACUUUCCGGGUUGCGCAGUUGCAGUUCCACACACGACCAUCCUCGAAGAGACCUUCCAAGACAGUUUGUCGUCAUUUCUGCAGCAAAUCUCUAGCGAAUAUGUUACCAGGUUCUCUUCAGUCACCUACAAGGCGGCCGCGCCGCUACCAGAGAUCCGUGACACCAGCAAUCCUGCGCUCGUUACAGGCUUGCUGAUGACGAUACUGGAAGCCAACGGUAUCGCUGCAACUGUACCUGUCCUGCGGAAACGCGUACGAGAUACCGUCAUGUUUGAUCAGGCCCAUAAGCCAUGGAGGCGAUCACCCUUCUACCUUGUUGUUCGUGUCGCAAUGCAGCGCUGCUUGUACAAGCAGCACGGAGCCGAUGUCGGAAGACUGUACUACAAGACCAUCAUGUGCUUGAUGCUGCGACAGUUCUUGGAGGAUGCUCUGAGGAGGAUACCUUUCGAGUCGGUCUCUCUUCUGCGCCAAAAAUUGGGCCGCCGACUUGCCAAGCUUGCGAGCGACAAGGCCGCAAUCACUGGACGUUUCAAUUCAUUGGUUGUGUCCACUCUCUCUACGCUCGAGCCCAGCUUCGAAACCACUAUACGCACUACUGGAGGGUGGCUGAAAGCAACAUGGCGCAACUACAAAAGCACGCAUGAGCGCUUCAUUCCUGAAUUCAGACCGAAUGUUCCUGCCGGAGCACUGAACUUGCGGCUUUCCAACAGUUAUCCUGCACUUUCCCGAAUCCUCGCAAACCAGUCGAUGCAGGUCCACACCCCUCAGCGUACUCCAGAUGAGCUGCUCGCACAAUACGAAAAGUCCGCUGCUUCUGUAAAGCCAUACAUGUACGCGGCACGCUCACACAUUCAAAUCUCGCAGCACCACACGAAGGUCAUCGAGCCUGCAAAACACCCUGAUACUUCAGGCCAUCCUCGCAUCAUAGAGUUGAGCGAUGUCAUCCAUAACUAUAUUCACCAAAUCCAAACCUCGCCUGAGGGUUAUCCAGACCAGAAGAGCCGCAUGCUUUUGCAUCUGAUGGAGCUGUGGGUAUUGAUGGACAAGGAAGCAGCGGUUUGCUAUCCGCUUCUUUUGGACUAUGAUUCUGGUUUUGACUCCGACCUGCUGGAUCCUAUUCAGCUACUUUCAUUGGAAGACUUGGUACGGGUCCAACAAGUACAAGCCCACAUCAGCAAACGACACCGUGAGCGCCAUGGCAUGCGUUGUAGGACUGUCUUCGAUGAUCCUGCUGACGACUGCUUUGCCGCGAGAUACUUUGAUGAAUACGACACGCUGGGACAGUUGCUACGUCUCGAGAUUGAGAGCCAUGCUGAAGAGCAGCGUACAAAUAAAGAAGCGGAAUGGGAAGAGAAGAGUUCACUUCACGCGGAGACAAUCAGAAAGCGAGAUGAAACCGCUUGCGUCUAUGAAGAUGUGCCGCACAGGUACAUACCCGGCGUCACCGAGUCCAAGCAUCGCCUGCCGUGUGAGUGGCACACUCUUCACGAUGAAGCCAAGAACAUUAAGAUUCGGAUCUUUGAGUAUCCUCUACCAAGCUACGAGCCUGCUGCCAAGGCAGCCAUGUUUGAGCUGAGGUGUCCAGACUCUUUUGCUGCCUACAGAAACGCCACAUGGUCCAUUUUGUUGACCAUCUGCUGCCCAUCGCCUGCACUUAAGCCUGACAGGGUCUCGCUCCUCCGAGAAUACUCUCAACUUCAGCUGUAUGCCAAUGACUCCAACUGCGAGAUUACCCUUGCAUCUGAGAAGAAGGCUUUCUUGGAGACGCAUUAUGCGGGUUGGAGGUUUCCGUUGGAGCUACGAGAUGUGAUCUACACUUGCGGGCUGAAACCAAGGUACUACGACAGCUCCAGUCAGUCUUGGACGGGUGCACGUGGCAAGGCUUCAUUGUGGCACCAUUUCCCUCUGAUGCUAGCGAUUGACUCUCCAUAUCGGAUUCUUCAGCCAACAUACUCUGAUUGGCCUACGUCGAAUGAGAUCCAAGCAAGUCAAGCCGAUUGUCCCGCAGAUAUCAGCGCUCACGAGUUUUUGGCUUGGCAAGGACUUCUGGUAGGCACACAUACAAGGUGGCUGGAUCUGAUCCGCGAAUUGGGCUCCACUAAUCUCAACUUUUCCGCCGAUACUACGUGGGUGCUCAUCGUACGCCUGGUUCUUCAAGUAGGCCCUGCUUCUACGAAUGUCGAUCCCGAACGAGAUGUGCAUAGUGCACUUCUCGACGACACUCUGUGUUCGAGACUGCUGCAACAGAUUCAGCAGCGUCUGGACGCGAUUGAUCGCAAUUGGCGUGAGCCAGUACAGAUGGACAUUCUCAUUAUCAUCCUACUGAAAGUCGUUUUACUCUCUAGCUCCGACAACAUACGCCAGAAAGCUGCAGCACUGCUGCUGCAAGCGCGGAACGCGACUGACCUAUGGCGCUUUGAAUUGCAAACUGUUGUCACUAGCGAUGCCAAAAUGAGACCAUUCGCAGUCUGGGCAUCCCUUCUAUGCAAGCGAACUCUGCACACCAACCCCGAGAUCCUACUGGACCCCGCGGCGCUCCAACAGUACGUCGGUGCAUCCAUAUCUCUGAACUAUAAUCUUGUCGAAGAGUUCAAAUACUUGCCGUACAAGAUCAGGAAUGCAAUCAUCCAUGAUGUCUUGUAUUCAUAUGAGAAUCGUGGGCUUUUGAAAAACUCUAUUCUUUCGAACCCGGAUGCCUUCACCAACGCCGUCAAUCGCUUGUGGCAGAUUCCUCAAGGCUACGAAUCUAGUAUCUCGAAUUCUCCUACAGGCACGUGGUGGAUCUUGCUCGAGUUGAAGUCAAUUAGCGGCAGUCGGAGCCAUUCCUACUUCGUGCACUACAACUACAUCUAUGGUACGCUGCUUAUUGACGGACAGGAGAUGAGCACGUUACCAUUGGCCUACCGGCAAAAUCCAUUGUAUCGACAAAUCUUCAAAGACAGAAACCCCAUCGUCUUCCCCUCACCGCUACACGGUAUGUCGUGGGCGGUUUCUGAACCGAUGAAGCCUGGCCAACGCGUGCAUCUGGGUUUUCGACAGAACACUCUGAUCGUACGCGCGAUCGAGCACGACCAGUUGUACGAGUACAUACCAACCGGAGUUUUUGGCACGCAUUCGUUGCCCGACCUUCCAGUACCUCUCAUCGCAGGUUGUUACCAUUGGUUGAACGUACGAACCGGUGAGUUGGAAAUCCGUCGACAGGACAUGUGGAUAUCAAAGCCAGGCAACUGGUGGAUACACGGUCUCUUGUACGGUCAAUGCCAGGCGGUUCGACGUUUUGGCAAACGGUCCGAGACCAGGUUGCUAGACUCUUCAAACGAUCUUGUGCAACGCAUCAGCGGGGUUUUUCAAUCUUUCGAAAAUAUCAACUACAUUAUGGUGUUGGCCACUCGAGAUGGCACGGUUUCCGUCGAGCUAAAGCGUUUGGAGCUCACCUUCUACAUCAACGAGAGUGGCUUGUUGUAUUCUCCACGGCUCGGCGCUUUCAUAACGCAGGAACAAGAUGCUGGCACCUGGUAUGGCCUUCGUAGCAAGAUCGUAGUCCAAUCUGCUGCCAACCGCCGUCAGAAGAGCAUCCUUGUGCCGCUUCACAACGAUAUUCAGGUCACACGCGAUGACAUCCACGUUUCCGUCGAGAUUAGCACAGGCGGAGGCGACACGUACCUGAAAUUUGACAUCAAUGAAGUACUAGGCCGUAUCGACUGCCCCCCUGAACCAAAACUUCUAUACACCAAGGCACUGCUGCACGCAUACACAUCGCAUGUGGUACCAGAUCCCCUGACUUCCCGGACUGGAGUAGAGGAAGCACUUCGUCUUCUUCAGAUGGGGCUAUACCAGCCUUGGAAUCCGAUAGGAAGCGCCGACCUAACUCUACUGCAACGUUUAGCUAAUCUUUCGCCACUGCGAGGGUACUAUCCUGUAGAUUCGCAGUCCAUGGAGACGGUGACAUGGCGACCUGAUCUGACGGUACAUAUUCAAGAUGACCGGUUCAGACCGCAUGCGGAGAGUAUCUUGCGACGGAACUCAUCUCUCGUCGAGUUCCUUUCAGAUUUUGUCAAACAGGAGCAAGUAUCAGAUAUUCUGGUCGAGCCCAAUUCUCAUCUGGCACUGCGAGCAAUAUCACGCACAUAUGCACGACAGCCUCGAGAAAAAGAUCUACUUCACUACGCGAGGGACAGACGUACGACAACUAUAGCUCAGGCAAAUACUUUCCAGAUAACUAGGUUGCUUCUCGAACAGCAGCCCUCGCCAACAAACGCACCCAGUCUUCUAUCUCUUCUACAUGACGCACCCGUGGUUGGUGGCUAUGACAAAUGCUUCCAAAAAAUUCUGCUCACUGAUCUACUUACCGUUGAUGCCAAGACAGAGUGGGGUGCACUCACUCAACGAGCGAUGAUGUGUGAUGUGCAAGAUCGCUACAACUUCAUGUUUCUCCUAGGACCAAUCGCUUUUUCUGAGGAUGCCAACCUGGAACUACUCCACAAGCUGAUUUCUUUCACAAUGUCUCUAGAAGUCAAGGCGCUCCAGCCACCGCAGCACGCCGCAUACUUUCACUUCCGAGCCGAUGGAGCGCCACCCUCAUCCUACCUUGUGUCUUUCAUGGAGAAGGCGAAGAUGCCGUUUCUUGCAACGGGCUUUAAGAAGCGUUCACAGCUCGUUACUGCUGAAAACCACCACGAAGAAUACGUCGAGAAGAGCUGCGAAGCUUUGGCUUCAUCGAUCCAGACUCAAUGGCCCCAUCAGGAGAUCGAUAUUGCGAAGCUGGUGCACAUUGACCCUACACAGCUCGAUGUUGUUCGCGUCUUGGAAGACCUCACGCCUGAGUGGUAUCGGUUGACUCGUAACCACGAGCUUGCAAUGUAUCUUGAGCAAGUUCAGGUAGUGCUAGACCGAUUGAGUACGGUUCUCUUGAGCAGACCAAAUUCUGCUGCGACUCACAACGGCUUGCAUGUGGACGCCUUGACAACCUCUAAGACCCCAAAGUCGUACUCGUCUAGAGAUCGGUUCGAAGAUGAGGUCUCGCUAUCAAGGCUCUUGCAGAAGCCAAUUCGUCACAUUCAUCACCAGCGUGGAGGUGUCGCAUCUACUAAUGGCACACUUUGGCCGAGAUCGGUCAACACUCUACAACUUCCGAGCGACUUGUACAGCACGCUUGACCAAGACAACAAGAACGCUACUCGUGGCCCUCGAAAAACCUUGACUACCUUCAGCGGUAUUCCAGUGCCUGAGAUUCGAAAGCUCAAAGCCAUCGUUAGCGAUUUCCGAAACAGCUCUUCACUCAUGCACUCUCGAUAUGCCGAUGAGAUGGACGCUAGUAUUGAUGCCCUCCAACUACAUGUGAAGCACCCAAAACAAACUGCUCAACCUUUUAGUCGCUGGAUAACGGCGGACGAUAUCCGUUCUGCCAAAGAUAACGUCAGAACAAUUGUGGAAGGAGUCAGAGGUACCUUGGCUGUGCAAGACCCGCAAGCAAAGUGGCUUCAAGAGGUUGAGCUAUGGCCGAAAAUGACGGUCACAGAACUGCUUACGGAGUUGCGAUCUACCUCAGGUAGUAAUUUUGGGGCCGGCACGAAAGGAGCUUUGGUAUCAUUGGGCGUAGCCGUCACCAAAUUGCAACAGAUGCUGCGUAUCCAUGACGCGCAGAAAAGACAUAAGGAUAAACAGCAACAAGACGAGUGGACCAACCCUGGUCAUACUAAUUGGGACCCCGCCGAAUAUACCGACUGGCUCCUUCUGGAGAUCGACGGCGAUAUCAUGCUUCGUGAAGAGCAAAUACAAGUUGCGCUGGCAACAAUAGCACCGGCGUCAGGCGAAAACUCAGUCUUACAGCUGCUGAUGGGCAAAGGGAAGACGUCGUGUAUUCUGCCGAUGGUGGCCGCCGUGCUGGCAAACAAGCAAGACUUGGCGCGUAUCAUAGUGCCUUGCCCGUUACUCUUGCAGUCCGCGCAAGUAAUGCAAGUCAAACUAGGAGGUCUGGUUAAUCGAGAAAUCAUGCACAUUCCUUUCUCUCGCAAAACAUCUCGCAAAACAUCUCUUAUGCGAUUGUACCGUCGAUUGCACUCACAAAUGCGAGACCGCGGCGGAGUCAUGGUUUCACUCCCAGAGCAUCUCCUCUCAUUCAAACUCAGCGGACUACAGCAACUUGCAGAUGGUCACUUGGAGAUUUCAACAGCUAUGGUUGAGAUGCAAGAAUGGCUUGACGUACAUACUCGAGAUGUUCUGGACGAGUGCGACGUCUCUCUGGCCAUUCGAAUGCAGCUCAUCUAUCCAUCUGGGUCGCAAACAUCUGUAGACGGCCACCCAGUGCGUUGGCAGGUCAUCCAGCUCUUGCUAAGCCGCACGUAUGACUUCAUCACUGCUGUUCAAUCUCGCUAUCCCAAUAGUGUGGAGGUGGUCAAUCGCGUCGGAGGCGGGUUUCCGCUCAUCUACUUCCUUCGAAAAGACGCAGAGGACUUUCUGGUCCACCUGCUUGUGCGCAAUAUAUGCAAGGGUAACAACGAGUUCUUGCCAUGUGCAAAGUUCCCGACAGCAGUCCAGAAUGACGUUGCAGCCUACAUCUCAACUGCUUCUGUAUGCAGUGAGCUGAGGCGAAAAAUCACUGCUUUCUUCAAGGAUAGGCAGCAGCUGUUGAAGAUCGCAAACCUAUUGCGUGGCCUGUUCGUCCAUCGUAUCUUCCUUUCGAGUCUCAAGAAGCGCUGGAAUGUGCAGUAUGGGCUACAUGCUACACGAGCACCAAUCGCCGUCCCAUAUCUCGCGAAAGGCGUACCGUCCGUGGCUGCUGAAUGGGGUCACCCGGAUGUUGCCAUCCUCUUGACCUGUCUGUCAUUCUACUACCAAGGACUUACCCUGACUCAGUUCAAGCAAGCAUUCGAGCAAUUGGGAAAAUCAGACGUUCCGAGCGUGGAGUACGCCAAGUGGGUCUUCCCUCGUGCACCACUUGGUCUUGAGGAUUACACAGCCGUCAACGCCGAGGACAGUUGGCAAUUGAACAAGCUUUUCCAGCUAAUUCGUCUGAAUGCCUCUCUGGCGAACUUUUAUCUCAACAAUUUUGUCUUUCCACAGUACGCUAAGACAUUCAGCGUCAAGCUACAAGCAUCUGGGUGGAAUCUGUUUCCCUCGCAUAACGAUACAGGCUGCCGCGUAACCGGGUUUUCUGGUACCAAUGACACUCGACAUCAGCUGCCCAUGCUUGUCAAGCAGGCUGAUCUGCCUGAGCUCGCCCAUACUAAUGCAGAGGUUCCUUACUAUCUUAUGGCUGAACGUAACCGUGGAUACGUCCGCAUGAGCUAUACAGGCGGUCAGCGUUGGACAGAGCUAGAUCUCAUCAGGAAUCUGGCCAAGACCCCGGGUGUCUUCAAGACCAGAAUUCUCAUCGAUGCCGGCGCUCAGGUCCUAGAGCAUGCCAACCGAGACUUUGCCAAAGCCUGGCUUGACGAGGAUACCGAUGCGGCUGCAGCAGUGUAUUUUGACGAUGAUCAUCGAGCGUGGGUACUGUACCGUACUGGCAACCGCACACCAUUGCUAGUAUCUCCGUUUUCUGAUGGUCUGGAACGCUGUGUCGUCUACGUUGAUGAGAGUCAUUGCCGAGGCACCGAUCUCAAGCUUCCUGUACACGGUAGAGCCGCAUUGACCCUCGGCCAGCAUCUCACCAAGGAUGCUUUGGUGCAGGCAGCAAUGCGUUUGCGUCUCCUUGGGCAGACUCAGUCUGUGACAUUCUACUCGCCUCCGGAGGUUCAUCAGGGCAUCCUGGACCGGCUGAACAAGGGACCACUCUUCCAUCCAGAUUCAGCUGCGGUGCUAGCCUGGGUGUUCGGGCAGACUUGUGAUAUGCUUCAGCAACAGGAGCCUUCCUACUUCGCCCAGGCGCUGCAAUACAUGCAUCAGAAGCAAGCUCGACUAAGCUACCCUGACUAUCUUACUGACGAGCCAUCAAGAUUACAGUUCCUAGCUGCUGUGCUUAUGAAAGAAGCUCUGCUCAUCAAGGAGAUGUAUCAGCCGGGAGGUAGUCGGCGUCCUGGGUUCAGCAAUGUCGCGUGUUGGGAUCCUUCCUUGCAGGAAAAUGUCAAGCUGCUUCAUGAUCGCCAGAAGCAAUUUCAAGAUAACGGCUCUGCCGUGCAUGCUUCUGUUCUGGAAGAAGUCGAGAUCGAACAAGAACGCGAACUCGAGAUUGAGGUAGAACACGAGGUCGAGAACGUGCGCGAAGUACAGCGCCCACCGCGGUUCCGUGCCCUUGAAAUUACCAAGUUGCAUGCCGACAUUGAGCAUUUCGCCGCUUCUGGAAUGUUGGUCGCCGGCAGUAGCGCUUACUCCCCGAUGUUCUUUACCUUAGGCCGAACCGCACUGGGAUCCAAACGUGGCAUCUCGCCUUCUAUGGCGUCGAAUCUAUGGGUGUCAGCACAGUUCAGUCGGACGGUCGAUGUAUACGAACCCAACGACAUCUACGUGCGACCGACCCAAUGGAUCGUGUGGAGCUCGAUCAGUGACAAGGCUCUUCUCGUCAGCCAGGAGGAAGCCAAUGCCCUGGUUCCAGUUUUGCGUUCGAAAGCUCAACCUGAGGGUGUUCACCUCAUCGUAUAUGCUGCACCAGUCACUCGUAGGAUGCUGCACUUCAACAGCCUGGACUAUCACGCCACACCACCACUCCCGGUCAACUUCAAGGCUCCCACGUGGCUUCAGGUCGAGCUGGGCAUCUUCUCGGGGCGUUUAUAUCUUGAGUGGCAUGAACACGCUGAGCUGCUUGGUUAUCUAGGGUUGAAGCUAGAUCUCUCGGUCGACUCAAGCGUGAUUCCGUUCGCCAAGAAAGCUCUUAUAUUCCUCCAUGAUUGGAUCGACAUUUGCCGCAAGGGCCAAGACUUUGAGCACACACCCAUGGGCUUCAUCACCACCGGCAAGCCACUGACAGAGAACCAUGCCUUCUUCCAGUCCUCGGCUCACGAGUCUCAUGCAGAUAUUCGGCCUCGCAUUGCACGUGUCGUGUCCGGUGGAAACGAGCAGGAAGAGGGAGACAACGGCGACAGCGACCAUGGCGAAGACGAGGAGUUUGAGCCCGUCGUGGAGCACGUCGAUGAUUCAGAUAGUGGAGAUGACGGUUCUAGCAAAGAGGCGGGUUCAGGCAGUGAAGACGAGGACUAG